GUCACUUCCGGCUCGAUUGCCAAAGCGCUGGGCCGCAGGCAGAGAGACAGGAGACCUGGCCAGAGAUGGACGUGACGGGGCAAGACAGCGACUGGCGGAGCUUGGCCUUCAGACAGAAGCUGGUCAGCCAGAUGUAAGUGCGGCUGCUGUUAAAGGGCCAGGCGGCAGGAGGGGGGUGUGGGUGUCUCGGACAGGCCCCGGACCUGGCACCUCCUGGACGGCGGGCGCGCGGGAGGCUGCUCUCCGCUGGCGGAAAUGCUUUGUGCGGCGCGAGGCUGCUGGAGAGCGGCAUGCCACAGAGGGGAUAUUCGCCCAGUUUAAAUAAACUUUAUUAGUAUAUUAACCGCGAGCACGCCCGUCCUGGGGGUUGUUUUCCCUCUGUCGCCUAUUAUCCUGUAAUUAGUAUUUAUAAUUAAAGGGCGACCAGAGGGCUUAUGGAGAUCAUAUUCUACUGAACUUUAAAAAAUUUUUUUUAUUAAAGUCUAGAUUUCCAAGUGUUAAUUAUUUUCUUUGUAAUAGUUCCUGUACACUGAUCCAGAGCAGGGGUUACUGAUAGUUUCUAAGUGGAUGUGUAUAUACUGUAUCAGAUAAAGUUGCCAACACGUUGGGAUGUUGUCCCUUCCCAGGCAGAGAAAUAACCAGAUUUAAGUAAAAAGCAUCAUUUUGUAUUUAUUUGUACGCCUGACUCACUUUGUUUCUGGAUGUUUGUUGGGUUUAAAAGGAAAUGUUUCAAGGUCAGGGUCAAAAUCUAGAGCCCCACAGUUUUACAACUCCUGAGAUUAGACGGCCUUAAAGUAAAACUAAAGGCACCCAGACCACUUCAUCUCAAUAUGUGCUCCACAAGCAGGGGGUAUGCCAGGAACUGGCCGUCUCGCCACCUUAGUGCCCCCUAGGAGGCGGUUAGCUGGACCUAAGGCAGGGUAGGCUCCUGCUUGCUCAUACAGUAGGAGCCUACUCUACUCGAAUGUGCCGUGUCUGGAGGGGAGACAGGAGGUGAGGGAGGGCUGAUAUCUGCAUUGCUCCCUUACGUCCUGCGGUGAUGCCGGGAACGGGUUAUGAUGUCACUGGCCCCAGCAUCACUAAAGAGUGCAGUUCUAGAAGAGCAUAAAGAUGACAGCAGGCGCACUGAACCCCAGGGAGAGGAUCCACUCCAGCUCUCCCAAAGGUAGGGAGGCUGAGUGGACUUAAAAUAAUUUGCAAGAGAAAGUGUAUCUGUCAGUGUGUUUCAAACCAGUGAGAGUGUGUCUCUCAAUGAAUCUGUGUGUCAAAUCAUGGCUUCACUCAGGAGAGUUAACUGAAGCUGCUAAGCAAAACCUCCUGGUGUGAAGUAGUGAAGGUGGGGAGGAGCGCUUGAUCAUUACUUUAUGUGAGACAGUCACUUCUCAGUAGCCCAAUCCAUCUGUCAUAGAGAAUCAUUGCAGACCUAUGCCGCGUGCGUAAGACUUUUUCCACUAAUCCAGUGAAGCAUUGAUUCUCUCACCCCCACAAAAUGUGUAUUUCAUAAAGAUAUAAUCUUUAUUAAAAUACUCAUAGUGACUGGAUUGGAAUUUCACCGAGAUUCCAAUUCAGUCAAAAGCAUAUACUGAGACAGAGUAUGGGGCUACUUUGUCUCAGUAUUUUUCCUGUGCCUGAUACUUGACACUGGGUGGAACUACUGCCGUCAAUAAGUGUGAAUCCCCCAGCCAUCAUCAGUGAUGGUUGCAGGGAAAUUAGCUGUAUCUAUAAAGGGUCUUUCGGGAUCCUCCUUAGAUCUCUAUGCUGUACUCUCACGCGUGAGAGCACAGCAGUGACGUCUGCUCCUAGCGGUGGAGCACCAGGAGCAGAAGUGGACCAAUCCGCCUUAAGUGGCCACGCCCACGAGUUACAGGUUCAGGUAAGUAUAACUAACCUAUCCCUGCUCCCUCCGGAGCCCCAGCUUCAAUAUCACUGACAGGGGUCUUUGCAAAUCAUGCAAAGUCCCCAAACAGUGACAGUGCUGCUUGAAGAAGUAAGUGCAUUUAGUGGCUAUUUUGAUAGCCACUAGAGGCAUGUUAUCAGCCAAAUGUAAACAUUGGUGGAGAACUGAUGUGACCUGAAAAUUAAAGGCCAAAAUAACCAAACUUAAAAAUAAUUUAAUUUAAAGAAUGCCUGUACUAAAAAAAAAAAAACAUGUUAAAUCAUUAAAUUCUAAUGGCAUAACCAUCUAUACAUUGUGCUAACGAUUUUGCUAGCAAAUGUAUAAAUCUGCCAGAAUUUAAUGUUUGAAUAUUUGCUCCCUUCUCUCUAUAGCAGACAGACUAUCAGCAUUUAGGCACUGCCGAUGUCUGUAUGCAUACAGCUCGCCUACUACCUUUCCAUCCUCGUAGCUUCAGCGUUGCGACCAUACAUGUGUUCUGCAAGUGUCCCCAUCUGCUUGUGACACCACUGCCAACUAUACUGAAGAUCAGAAAGUUCACUUUAACUAUUUUCACAGCUUGCCUAUUUUGGCAAGAAAUAACAAACCUAUGAUUGGGAGCUAAAAGUUUAUUUGAUUCACGGUCUCAAGAUCGUUAAUCUGUUAGUCUAUAUCCCUGUAGAGGGCAUAACAAAACAGGCAGUUAGUGUGUCAUUGUUAUUUGGAUGCUUCAACUGUACAGUCCCCCUGGGUUAAAGAUAUUCUGCUCAGAACAUGCCAAAUAAGUAGGACCGUAGUAACAUAAAAAUAUGAAUUAGUGCAAUAAAGCCCAGGUGGAGGGUGGAAGGUAAUUAAAGUGCUGCGAUUACUAUUUUGCAGUCCUUUGGGAAUGAAUUGUGACACACUGUGGCAAAAUUUCCAUCACUGAAUAACAUACAAUAUUUAUAUGUAAACAAGAUAAAGCAUGCAUAGUAAAGGGGAGAAUGAGAGUUAAAAUAAAGAAUUAGUGGGAACAGUGAUAGGAUGAAGAACUGAGUGUUAUUGAGAUGUAACUAUGGGUAGCAGUACUGGAAAAUGGGGCGAUGGACAUGAUAAAGGAAUAAGAUGAAGAGAGAUGUUGAAUGGAAAUUGUCAAGAGGAGGGACAUUCUGAAAACUAGAACCAGGUGCUUGAAGGCACUGAGCCUGAAAUGUAGAUAGCUGUGUCUGCAUAGCUCCAGGGCUGGGUAGAUGUUAUGAUGGGGUCAUUCAACAGAAUCUGAGACACAUCUUCUUUAAAGGGACACUCCAGUGCCCCAAAAAAACAAUGUUUAGUAGGUAUGCACCCAAUGAAAACAUGUAUUCCUUUAAUUACACAUUUCUUUUCCUUGGGGGUAUAGCUAAAAACAAAUUGCAAAAGCUGCAGCCUUUGGCAUCUCCUCCUUUCUUCAGCAGCUCAGAUUUUCUAUAGUUGUGCAGUCACAGACUUCCCAAUUCAGCUCAAUGAGAAGUCUUUGCAAGGCAAGUGCUCUGGGCGAUUGCUGCCUCUUGAGUUUAGCUCCACUGAGAUAAACAACCAGGAAGUAACAGGACCUGUUGUCUGAUUGACAACCCGGAGAGUGUAACAAGGUUAAUUUAUAAAAAAUGUCAAUUUAUUUUGAAAUCUGAACUUUUUGUAAAAAAAAAAAAAAGUCAGUCUUCACACAAAUCAUAUAGACAAGCUAAAGUGCUUUUGGGUUCUGGAGUGUUCCUUUAAGUAUUUCACACUAUUCUCUCCAAAUUUCAACACCCCAGUUCUCAAGCACCAUUUCUGAAGUAGCCUUUUAACUCAACCCAUGGAAACCCACCUUAUUACCUGUUUGCUCCCUUAACAUUUCAUUCAUGCAUCCUAUAAUCUGGAUGUGACCAGAUAGGUUUCAGCGUGGUGAUAUGCUGUAUAGAAGUCUGAUAGAAAUGCUAUGUUUCCUGUUAUCCCUUGCCUCUGCUUCACAUUGAUUGACUUACUGCUGGUGAGCAUCAUCCGGAUUAGAUCAUUUGUACACUUUUAAAUUUUUUUUUAAUAAGUAUAGAUUGUUUUUGUAUGUUAUGUUUUAUUUUUUUAUUAAUAUUUAGUGAAAUCUUUUAUUCAGAAAAUGAAGAAGCAAGGGCCAUGACUGAUACUGUGUGACAGUAUACUUAAAGUAUAUAAAUGUUUUUGCUGUUUGGAAGUUCCUCUCCUCUCUCUCUCCUAAUAAUUAUUAGAAGUAAUUGGGGUAUGAGAUCGAGUGGAUUUCAUAGGGUCAUUCAUUAUAAUGGUAGAGGUUCCUUGGUUUUUUUUUUAGAUAUAUGGCACAUGGAUGGAGGAUUCUUUAAUUUUUUAUGAGCAGAGGAUUUAUCAUCUUUUGGUCUAACCAACGUUAGGCUGUGGCUGGAAUACUUGGCAUCACCUUUUCCUGUUUAAUUUGAGAGUCAUACACUUUCAAGCUGUUAAAGUGUGUAGAACACUUUUCAGUAAAUAAUGACUUCAUUUUUUAUAAAACAGAACAUGUGUUUGUAGCUUCAGGAAGAAAUCACCCUUUAGAAUGUGAAAAAAAAAAAAACUAUAUCCACAAACUAGCAAGCGUAAAAAAGCAAAGGGAAUGGUUUUAAAUGAACUAAGUUGAUUCUUUUUGUGACCUCAGCUUGCAGUUGUACCUGCAGAUUUUAUUGUCCAAACAUGUUAAGUGAUGCCAAUCUAAUUAUGGAUGAAGACAUCAAGAAAAUCCUACCACAAACAGUUGUAGAGCUUUCCGCCAAUAAUAUCCGUAUGUUCUGGAAAGAAGGUGCAAUAGAAAAAAAACAAAACACCUUAUAGUGUACUAUUUAUUAAGAUUGCAGGAACAUAAACAAAAGUCAGAACUUAUUCCCCACUGAAGGUAAGGUACUCGCACAGGAACUGGCAUAAGAAUAUAUUGAGGUUACAAUUCCUUUCUGUACACCUUUUGUAUUCCAGCAGCGUCUGUCUGUCGUGGCUCACAGCAGUGUAUGCCAGCAAAGUCCCACAAGUAGAAUGCUGCAAUUACGGAGUCACGGCAGAUCCACAAAUGUUAUUCGCGGCAGUGUGCCAAAGCCUGUGCAUUUUGUAGGACUGCAAUUACUUCCUCAGGGCACGGGAAGCUCUGGCGAUAUACAGCCAUUUAUUCACUUCCUAGUGGCCAUAGUAGUCAAUGAAUCCUUCCUCUAAUCCAUAAAUGAGAAUGAAAGUAUUCUCUCUCUCGGCCACCGUCGGUUUCUUAGCUUCACAGUACUGAGAUACAUAGAUUCAUAAUGUAUACAGUCCUUACAGAUCAGAAUUUUUAUACAUUGUAUCCAGUAUAAUAGUCUUAAUUUCAUACUUAUUACUGCUCAUCAUAUGAUUAAAAAUUCAUAGGCUUGCGUUUAGGAACCAGUGGACACAUGUUACGUGAUUUUCUUCCACACCUGUAGAUCCCUUUAAGUAGUGGUAGAUGUGUUAUAUUUUCCUGCUUUCAGGUAUUUUUUUAUUUUUUGUUUUUGUUUUUGAAACCAUACCUGGAGCCACAAAUUUUUUUAUUUUAUUUUUUCUUGUUUUUUUUUUUAAUACUAUUUUAGUGAUGCCAUUCACAAUUCCUAUUAGUUUAUCUUGGGCUAUUACAGCCAGCAUACUUUUCAUCUAUUCCCUACUGCAUUAUAUAUUGUUACAAAAAUGGGCAUCACACCCCUUUCACUUACUCUUUUGGACUCUCUUUGUAUGUUAUUUUUUUAGUUAUCUUUUAUUAGGUUUGUUUUGUUAGUAAUUUUACAUAUAUAUGGCAUGUUCAUGACUAUUGUCAUGCUGUUUUCUUUUUCAGAGAUGAAGCAAUGCGCAAAGCAGGAGUUGCCCAUAAUAAGUCUAGCAAGGAUAUGGAAUCUCAUGUUUUUCUAAAAGCCAAAACACGUGUAAGUAUUGCACACUCCUUAUUUUACUGCAUGUCGGUAGACAUACCCAGCCUUCUUCAGUUACAGCACUAUUGUUAACAUGCAUAGAUGGAUCCAUUUAAUCAUAGUCUCAGAAUAAGUCCAUUUGAUCAUCAAUCUUUGCUCUGAUUUGCAGGAAGAAUACUUGUCUUUGGUAGCCCGACUUAUUAUCCACUUCAGGGACAUACGUAAGUAUCUUCUGCUUUGGUUUUAUUAACUUUACACUCAAGUUGAUAAAUUUAAAUUGUACAAAAUUAUAAGUAUGUUCUGUACUUCGUAGAAUCUCUUGUGACUAGAUCUGACAUAUUAAAGUUACACAUUAAACUAUUGGGCUCACUAACUGAUAUAAAUAUGAAGCAAUGCUCUAAAUUCAACUCCAUAUGACAAACUACAAUGUCUUGGAAACACCAAAGACUAGUUGUAGAAGUAUUGUCCAAGGGAUAAGGUGACUUUAUAUUAUCCAAAUGUAUAUUAAAUAUUGAGAUCUGGUGCUUUACUAUCCCCGUCCUGCUUAUUUAAUUCACCAACAUAUAGUUGUAAGUUGUAUCAGAAACUCCUUCUACAUGUAAUGCACCUGCCAAAUUAGCUAGAAUAAGUUACAAUAUUGAUUGAGCUCAUUACAUCAGGAGUUAUUGUUUUAAGUGAAUUUUUGGGGUUUCUUUUUCAGAUAACAAGAAGACUCAGGCAUCUGUAAGCGGUAAGUAGCUUAAUGUCUCACUAAUUGGCAGACAUUUUUUUCCUUUCCUUUGCUUUCCUUUACUUUCCUUUUCUUUUUUUGUCACUUGGAUUUCGGUGACUUUCUUUUCUCCUCUCUCUAUAAGACCCUAUGAAUGCUCUCCAAAACUUGACAGGUGCACCCCCUGUUGGUCCACAAGGAAUGAGUAUGGGUGUUCGCCCACCUGGAGCGCAAAUUGGAGGCAUUGGUGGAAUGGCCCAGAUGGCACAACAGAUGAGCCUACCGGGACAGUCACAGCCUGGUAACUCAGGGAUGGCCGGACAUGGGAUAACGGUGUCUGGUACAAAUCAACCAAGUAAGUAACGGUUUCCUUCACAAUGGUUACAAUAGGCUCAUUAGUUUAAAUUUGAGGUGGCACAUCGAUCUGGUGAUACUUCAGGGGCUAGUAGGGUUCCAGGACACACAUAGGGCCAAGAUGUCAGUCCAUGACCAAUUGAGGAAAGAAAGAUUGCUGAUACUCCACACAAUGACAAAGUCCUACCCCUACAGGUCACUAUGUGUUUUGUAGAAAUAUUUGACUUUUUAGAAACAAGUAUAAAAUAGUUAACCCUGGUAAACUGUGCUGUAGAUCAAUCUGGUUCAACAAAACCAGACAAUCUGAGAACGGGCAAAAGCUUAGAGAAUCUCACUAACUUGCCCUUUGGUUAGUCCCCACUCAUGUCUCAAAAAUGCUUUGGCUCACUUGUGCCAUUACAGAGAGCAUCUAUUCCAUUUGCAUAUCAGACUAAUCCCACCCAUAAAGAAGUUCAGACCUGAAAUGCUAGCAAGUUCUCCUUGCAUGAGAGAUACAGCAACCCCAGAUGAUCGCUUAUGCAGUUUUUGGGCUUCGUCAGUGAGGUGUAGAUGAUAAUUCUCUCUAGGAACAGUGAGCACAAAUCCCACUUCUGGAUUACCCUGGGGAGAGCCCAAGUCAAUGCAUUGCAACAAAAAUGGAGAGUAUGAGAAUUCUGACAUCAAUUUGGUGGACUGAGCACUCCUUGGUGGUCUUGGGAGAAAACACUGUACAUGUAAUAGUGGUGUGCAUGGCCAGUUUAACACAGGUGUUUUUGGAGUUAAAACUUUAGGCCCAAGGUUUUUUUGGUUUUUUUUUCUUCAUCGCUGAUGUGUUUGAAAUGCUGUGUGCUAUAAUCAAGAUGUUUGGCCAGAGAGGCACAUAUAUAUAUUCUUUUGCCUCGCUGAGUAUUUUGGCGAACACAUCCACAAAAACUUAAGUGCCAAUGGUAGCUUUGGCACAGUAUAUACUAGUCAGUAUCUGAUUUGUGGCCUGAAAUUUUAGUUUCAUAGAAACAUGAGGGAAUAGUUUUAAAUAAGGCUGCAAAAUCUAAUUGCAGAUAGAGGCUAGAUCAGAAACAAGAAUUCAGAUUUUCUAUUUAGGCCCAGUGUAAUUUUUCAGCUCUAGACUCAUGAAUCUCCUGAACCAGUAUUUUUUACUAUUCAGCUGUACUUCUCAUGGUACACGCAACUUAGUCUUAAAGAGCAUUACAUCUCAUCUCUGCAUUGUGCUAGCAAAUGUAGAUUUGUAUUUAAUGCCCUUUAAUAUUUUAGUCCACCUGGUAGUUGAAUUAUCUGCAUUAGAUGUGUAAUGCCAAGGGGUGAUGGUUCAGUUUCUCCCUGUACCUGUGUUACUCCCCAAGUGCUUGUGGAUGAACUGACGCAGAUGUGCUGGCAAUAAAGACCAGCAUGGAGAAUGUCCCUGCUUUGGGAGAGGGCGGCAAUAGAGGGUGGGUGUUACAGGACUGUAAUACCCACAGGCCUCUGAGAAUGGCGGGCCUUCACUGAGGGCACUGCAGGUAGGUAAUGCUAUAGUAGCUCCCAAAGCAACAAAAUACAUUGUUUUAGUUAUUUGAGAGUGGUUAUAGUAUUCAGUGAACAUGGAGUGCCACGCAUAGGCGGCUCUUUAAUUAGGUGGUUUAGGUGGCCACCUAAAGCCUUGUGUUGCCUGGGGCCUCGUGGCCUCCUAAACCGCCAUUGGACAGAUUGCGUCUGGUCCACCCGACACUAGGAGGGGACCCAGCGGCUUGUUCGAAAUGCCACCGGGUGCGAGGCCCCUCCGUGCCAUCUGCCCGGGAGGAGAGCGCCCGUGGCCACUGGUCUGCAGCUCUGCAGUUUGCAGAGCUGCAGACCAUGUGUCUCGCGAGAUCUGGCCAAUCAGAGCAUUGUUGCAGGUUACCAUGGCAACACUCUGACUGAGUCUCGCGAGACACAUGGUCUGCAGCUCUGCACACUGGAAAUCACUGCCGGAUCACCAGGGCAUGAAGGACACUGGACCACCAGGGAAUGAUGGUAUUCAAUCUCACCCCCCUCCCACCAUUACCUUUUCCCUCCCAGUAUCCCCCCUCAGCAUCACACCCCUCUCAGUGUACCCCCUCCCUCACACCAUCACCCCCUCCCUUGCAGUAUCCCCACUCAGUAUCCCCCCUCAUUAUCACCCCUCUCCCAGUAUACUUCCUCCCUCCCAGUAGCCCCUUCACUAACGCCCCCUCAGAGUAUACCCACUCCUACCAGUAUCCUCCUCACACUCUCACUAUCCCUCUCCCAGUAUACUCCCUCUCUCACACUACCAACCCCCCCUCCGUCCCAAUAUUCCCCAGUCUUUCCCAGUAUUCACCCCUCACAGUAAUAACCCCCUCCUUUUCACUAUCACCCCACUCCCUCCCAGUAUACCUCCUCUCUCAUACUAUCACCCCCUUCCUAUCAGUAUUAUCUAAUCCUGCCACACUCACCCUGUCACAUUAACACCGCUUAAUCCUGUCACACUACCUCCCCCAACCAUGCCACAUUCACCCUUCACCGCAAAACUGUGAUGCGCACCCCACCCCAACUAUGCCACACUUACACUGUCACAUUAACCCCUCCAAUCCUGUCACACACGUCCCUCUUACCAUGCCACUAUUUGCCCUGACACACUUGCCUCCAUUCGCCCUGUCACACUCCCUCAUCAAACCAUGUCAUACUCUCCCUCCCUCAUUCUCUCUCACAACCCCCGACCCUGUCCCAUUUGCCUCCUUCGUUCUGUCACACUCUCCCUGCCACUGGCACCCUUUACUCACUCGCUCACUCAGAGUCACCAGCUGAAGACAUACAUCAUACACACUUUAUUAUUUGGUAAAUGAUUUUUAUAAAAGCCUUUUUGCUCAAAUUAAAUUUUUCUUUUUGUUUCCGAUAACCCAUUCACACCAGUUCUUAUGUAUACACGACUGCUAGGCAAUGCAACCAUAACCCACAAAUGUGUAUAAACAGAUUGGCAUAAUUUCAAAUUACAUUUAUUUAUUGCCAAUUAAUUUUGUUUGCAAAUUAUGCUACAACUACAGCCAGAGAGCUCACAAUGUAGGGGCACAGGAAGCCGUGACACUGCAAGCUUCUGAACAAUGAAUGCAGAGACUGACUCUCUGUAUCCAGAGCUGCAAGCCCGCCUUUCAAUAUAGCGAAUACUCAUUACACACACACAAAAUACAACCCUAUUAUUUUAUACUUUGGGUGUUAGUGGGGCCUCAUGCUUGAAUUUCACCUAAGGCCUAGUAAAGUCUAGAGCAGCCUCUGGUGCCAGGCCCACUUUAAAGUAGAACUAUACAUUGGUGGGUCAUUAAAAUAAAUGCCUAGACCCCUUAGUGCAAUACUCCAUGGUGGCUUCCUUGGUGAGAAGCGGCAGAUAGAUAUUCUUACUUAAAUUUCUUUAAGUAAGUAUAUCAGCCAUUCUUCUAUUGGGCUCUGUCUUCAGCUCCUGACAGCUUCUAGGUGCCUGGGUCACUAUUGUAUUCUUGUGCAUGCACAAAAUUAUAAAACAGGUCAAUGGAAAAUCAUGCAAGAUCGCCAUAGGUCUUGCUCCAGUGCAAGAAAUUGCAUUACUUUGCCUCCUGUAUAGCCUCCGAUUAUGUUGAAAUUAAAAUGAAAUUCCAAUGCAAACCAAUGCCUUUUUGUGUCUUGAUGGGAAAACUCAGAAGUGACAGUGCAACUUUAAAGGAACACAAUAGCGUUAGGAUUACAAACCUGUAUUGCUAAUGCUAUAUUGACCCUUGCUAUAUACAGGUCCUGCCAUUUGCAAAAAGUAUAAUGGAAUACAAGUUUUACUUCCCUUUCACCCUUUUUCUAACAAAACUGCAAUAUUUUACAUUGCAGGUUUAAAAGGACAGGGCCACUGCUUCCACAUCACUUUAUUUAGAUUAAGUGGUCUGGGUGACUUUAGUGCCUCUUUAAGUAAUGAGUGGUGUUUUUUGAUCACUGUUCACAAUCCAUUUAAUGUGUAUACUUUCAUUUCGAGGGGACAGUGUGUUCUUAGUUUGUGUAUGGGUAGGCAGGAUGUCGGACUUCACUGUGCUUUUAAAAAGUAGUUGCAACUAGCUUAUUUUUUGGAGACCAUUUUACUCCUUUUGUGCCCAUGUGUUCUUUGUUAAACAGUCAUUUGUACUGUCUCAUGUGUUUCUCCUGUGAAGAAGUACAUAAUGUGUUGUGUUUUCAAGUAUGCAGUAAUAGAAGCACAGACCUUUUAUUGCAUCUGUAAUAUGACUACUUUUCAACUCCGCUAUAGAGCUUUUAACCAGCCUAGCAUUCCUCAUUACGCAUUCCAGUGUUUUAGGAGAGACAUAUUUAUUGUUAAAUAGGAAUAACUUUGUAUUACUCUGCAUUGUACCACUCACAGCCCAACUGCAACUUCAGCAAAUGGCACAGCAGCAACAGCAGCAGUUUCAGCAACAGCAGGCUGCUUUACAGCAGCAUCAGCAGCAGCAGUUCCAAGCGGCAGCGCAGACAGCCAUGCAACAGCAGCAGUUCCAGGUGGCAGCAGCAGCUGCGGCACAACAGCAACAACAACAGCAGCAGCAGCAACAACAGCAGCAGCAGCAGCAGCAGCAGCAACUGCAGGCAGCUCAGCAGCAGCACAUACUGAAACUGCAAUUGCAACAGCAGAACCAGCAGGUGGGGUGAUUUCACAUUCUUUGUAACUAUCAGAAGUGAGGACUCUUACUAUCAGUGUUGUAGUUAGUUGCAUGUAUGUGCGGUAGAAUAAUACUCCUGUGAUUAGCCACUAGAGGUGCUUCCUGGCUCAGUGCUGCAUAGUAGGCAGCAGUGCCGUUCUGCGUCCUCACGCUCUGCAUGGGGACGCUGAAUUUUCCUCAUAGAGAUGCAUUGAUUUAGUGCAUCUCUAUGAGGAGCUGCUGAUUGGGCAAAACAGCGUUUGCCCCCACCCCCUUGCCGAUUUCAGCCAAUCCAAUGCCUUCCCUAAUGGGAAAGCAUUGGAUUGGCUAAAAAUCGGCAAUACUGAUGUUACCAAUGGGGCAGAGCUAGCGCUGGUGGACCCGCGCGGCACUGGAAAUAAGGUGAGUUUUAAUUGCUUUUAAGGGGCUAAGGCUGGGCAAGCCACCUAAAUGGUGGGUUAAAUACUCUUGGGUCAGGAAUACAUGUUUGUGUUCCUGACCCUAUAGUGCUCCUUUAAACUUCUGUUGCCUGAACCCCAUUAUUAACUGAACCAUGACUACAGAAAGCACAUAGUUCACAAGUGUUGCCAUCUGCCCAAGUGUUCCACGAAUCACCAUCUUCUGCAGCCCAAACCUAAAGGGUUGCUCCAACCACCAUGCCCACUUCAGUGAUUUCAGGUGGUCAUGGUGGUAGGAGUCGGCAUGUGCAGUCUUUCUGUAGUUUUGUAUAGUGUUUUUAUAGGGAACAAAGAUGAGCUCCAUUAGUACGGGAGCAUACUAAAACAAAAAUAAAGCAUAUUUGGUGAACCUACCUUUAUAUUAUUAAUGGAAUUGUCACUUAUACGUUUUGGUGUUAUGUGACAGAUAAGUUACCGGUAACUGCAUUACCACCUAUGAGAGCCUAGCAAAAUGGCAAUAUGAGGAUAUAGAGAGCAAGACUGGGGUACCAAAACUACCUCAAGUAUGUCUUACCACCUGCAAUACUUUGUAAAAUACAGGCAGUUUGCCUGCCAAUCAAAGAGACACGAUUUCUUAUAGAAUUUGGUGUUGCAUAAUCUCAUUGGAGGACCAGAACAUAGUUUUCUGUGGCCUUCCAAAUGAUUAAGAUAAUGUGAAGUUCCAUGCCUGAUAGAAAAGGCCUUUUUACGAGCCAGAGUAGCAAAAUCUUUGCCAACGUUCCACUCGCAAUAAAACGUGGGAUUUUUUUAGGAACUGAAAGAUGGACCAAUUGGGAAUAACAGGUGUAAGCUUACCAGAGCAUCUCUUGCCUAGACUAAUCUUGUGAGCGGGAGAUAAUUGCAGUAUGAAUACCAGUAAUUUUCAGAAUUUGGAGUACCGUAUGUGUUUUAUACGGUACAAGCAAAUUCAAUUUAUAGCUGUGGGAAUGGCUUUUAAUCCGAGAGAUUGUGAGAAGUUAGUGCACUCCUCUGUAAUUCCCAGCCACCUUUUAUUUUCCCACGGAAAGGUCUGGUGUAUAUAGCUGCUGGGUGAAAAGUAGAGCCAAGUUCUAAAACACAAAUCUGGUAUGCCAGCUUAUACACACACAGAGUGCAUAUACAGAGUACAAAAAACUUAGUACAAGGAUGCUAAGUUUAUGGGUGCAUGUGAGCCAGGGCCUGUAGGAGCUGCCAUACUGUACUGGAGUGUUCUGUGGUAUUCUCCAGUUUAAGCCAAAGAGGAUCUGACUGAGAAGAAUCCAGCAUUUGAGCUAGAGCUGCAGCUUUGUAGUACGUCUUUAUAACAGGAAUCCCCGGUCUCCCCACCCUCACCAAAAACACCAAUAGAUCUAUACAGCAUGCAGAGUGUCUGCACCUCCCAAUGUUUUAAGCAAUAAGCCCUUAGAAUUUAUGUAGAACAGUAAUGGGAAAGGAGACUGGUAAAGUACAGUUGGCAAUGCCAUCAUGUUAAUGGCAUUAAUGCGACCAAACAUGAAAGCUUACGUUCGUCCAAAAGUAAAGAAUUCUAGCUUAAAACUACAUGGAUAUGGCACCAUUACAUAUAUAGAGAAUUAGGCUUGCUAAAUGCUUUUUCUGUGUCAAGUGCCAAAAGAGUGCUUAUUCCUGAGUGGAAAGCAUGUCCAUUAAAUAUAUUUCCCAGUCUCCAGGUACAAAAUAUUUCCCAGUCUCCAGGUACAAAACAACACCAGAUGAGAAAAUAUGGGACUUAAGUGUGUGGAUAGCAUCUUUGCAUAUAUCUUAGUAUCUGCAUGAAGCAGAAAAAUUAGUAGAAAAUUUCUGGUAGUGUGAUGAUGUGGACUUCCAACAGUUGCUUUGGGAUAGUACCUGAGGCUCGUAUAUGAUUAUAGAGGUGAAUGAGGUGGGCCACUCAUAUAUGAGCAUAUUUUACAAUUCCUGAAGCUGGCAGGACAGGAGGCCUUGUGGUUUAGGAGAGAUUUUAUAGCUUUCAUGAACUCCUCGUUUGAGAAUACAAAGUAUUCCAACUGUGUAGUCGUCAGAGCAUGUAGGGAAAUCUCUGCCAAUAAAUCUUGAACAUCUGUUGUGUAUCUACUCUUUAAAAACACAUUUAUUCACACAUAGCAAGCUCCAUUCUAUACAUUAACAAACCUAGCACACUCCUUCAACGCAUGUUGAAAAAAAAAUCGGCCUGGAUCUAGCGCAGCAUAAACUUAAUAAAUCAUUGCUUUUAUUGACUAGGUAACCAUUUCUUUUCUUUUUUUUUUUUUUUUAAAUCUUUAUUUUGUUGUGCAUGGUAAUAACUUAGCAGAUCCUACAAUGCCCCAACAGCACAUGCAGGUUCAAGAUUAAACAUAGCAUAGAGAAACAUAACGGUUGAUCAGCAUUUUGAUGAGACUGCACAUUUUAAGGGUGCAUAGGGAGAGAGCAAGUUAUGCUUAACAAUAGUGAGUUAACUAGCAAAACUAAAUGCUUAAAAGUAAGUGUAAGCGAGAUGCCCGUUGGAGUAGUGUAGGUUAGGCUUCAGAUGUGAGUCGGGCAUAAGAUACACGUUGUGUCUCAAGCAAGGCUUAUUAGAAUGUAAUACCACUGGGGGCUAGGUAACCAUUUCUGGUCUUGUAUAUCUAUAUCUUUUUUUGUCCUUGAGUUAAUUGUUGUUUAAAAGUGUUUUUUUUUAUGUCCCCUUAGCAACUACAGCAGCAGCAACAGCAGCAGCAACAGCAGCAACUGAGAUUGGCACAUAUUCAUCAGAUCCAGCAGGCUCAGGUCAUCCAAGCACAGCAGCAGCCACAACAAAUGCAGCAGCAACCACAGCAAGUCAUGCAGAUUCAGCAGAUGCAGCAGCAGCAGCAACAGGUUGCCCAAAAUCAGCAACAGCUGCUUUCCACCCAGUCUCAAGGACAGUCCAUGGUGUCCCCGGUUAUGUCUGUAACACUCACACCACAGCAGCAGCAGCAACAGCAACAGCAGCUCAAAUUAAUGCAGGUAUUUUUUACAGAAAUUUGUUUUUUAAAUGUGGGUGUCAGCGCAGAGAUGUCAUUUUGUGUUAAAGUGUUUGUAAUGACACUUUUAAAGGUUGACCUUCUCAGUGUUCAGUUUCUGCUAUAUUUCUUGUCCACAGACCCGUGUCCAGCAGCAGGCCCUACAGCAGGCUCAGCAGCAGCAGGCGCAGCAGCAGCAAGCGCAGCAGCAGGCUCAGCAGCAAGCGCAGCAGCAGGCUCAGCAGCAGGCGCAGCAGCAGGCUCAACAAGUUGCACAGCAGCAGGCCCAGCAGCAAGCUCAACAACAGGCACAGCUAGCAGCUCAACAGGCAGCCCAGCAACAGGCGGCUCAGCAACAGGCGGCCCAGGCUCAUAUGGCUGCUUCUGGUGGACAGGUAAGUGUAGCUGCUUUGAUUUUUGUUUGGUGCAUGGAUUUCUGAUUUGCAAAAGAAACAAAUAAAGAAGCACUACAGACACGCGGCUUAUGGUGCAUUACAGCACUGUCCUCUAGGUCAUAUAUACUCACAAGUAAUUUCCCUUAGUCUGUAUAUUUGCCGUGGGAAGGAUUAGUAGACUUUAAUCCCCUGAGUGAACAUUUUUUUUGCUUUAACCUCUAGGUGUGUAAAACUUUUUAUAUGGGUCAGGCUUAGCCCUAGAGGAUCUCCUCUUGUGUUACAGUGCUUGUUUAAUUUUGUUUCUUCUACGCUAGUUGAAAAAUGCCUGCUGAUAUUUCAUAUGUUGAUUUAGGUCUUUGUAAUAAUUUACAACUGAUAACCCAGUAUCUUUAAGUAAAAUAAAUUCUAUAGGAGGUUCUAUAAACGACUUUAUACCGUUAAACACGUUGCAUGCAUAAAGAAUACAUACAAAUUGGACAGUGUUUUAAAGUUGGUAGUUUCAGAGAAGAUGUCUGUUGUUCUAUUCAGGAUGACAAAUUCAUCUAAUCCAACUAGCAGGUCAGGUUAAACAGUGCUGCAUCUGGAGAUUAACAGACUGGAUUUUUGUUACAGUUUUUUCCUUUUCUUGAAGGAGCAAUAUAUGCAUUAUAACCUCCACGGGCCAGUGUAGUGAUUAUGGUGGCCAGAGUGUGGGUGACAAUAAAAUAACAAUGGAGCAUGACAAACUGUUUGGAAAUGGUUCUCCCGCACUCAGACCACACGAAUGGUGCAGAAUUUACACUUCUUCAUUAGCAAUGUCACUUUUUUUAUAAUCUGGAUGGAAGUGAUUGACUAGAUGGGGGCAGGUUAGUCCAGCACUCUCAACCUAUCACUGUUGCCUAGGAUAGGUGGAAUUGACAUUGAUAGUUUUGCAUAAUCAGUGUGACUGAAAAGAGGUCUCUGGGUUCUGAGUAGAGCCUAAUUUUAUGAAACUGGUUCCAAACAAAAAAGGCUUGUCCCGCCUCCAUGGCCGAGAUCAUUAAUCUUUAUGAUCUCAGCUAAGCCAAUUCUUUCCCAUAGGAAAGCCUUAUGAGGAUACUGCGCGCAUGUUCACUAUGGGUAACAUUUAGCACCUCCAAGCAGAGCGUGGAGAUGCUUAACAUAGGUGCUGCACGCUGACACAGGAGACCCGAGUGGCCGUCUGAGUGUUAAUAGGCAGCAGUGUAAACACUGCCUUUUCUCUGAAGGCUAUAGGGACAGGCUAUAGACAUCAGAACAACUACAUAAUCUGUAGUGGUUCUGGUGACUAUAGUGUCCCUUUAAGAACUGCUUUUUUAUCAUUGAAAAUUAAACUGGCUCCUAACUUUUUCAGCUGGCCCCUAAAUUCCAAACAAAUUUGUCAAGCCCUGCUUUAACUGUUAUAGCACCAUAUGAGGUAGUGACCUUGACAGUACUUUUUGUUUCAGUUCUGUUUUAAUUUUUGGGUUUAUUUAGUAAACCUAGAAUUGAUGAGAAUUAAAAUUUUUAGACCAAAGUAACUAAAAGGGACACUAUAGGUUUAGGAAUGCAAACCUGUAUUCAUAAUGCUAUAGUACCCGUGUCCCAAGUAAAUACAGGUUCCUUUUUUUUUUUUUUUUUUUACCAGCAGUGAGACUCCGUCAGCGCUACUUACCACUUCUCGUUCCUUGACAUCCUCGAGGAUGCAUGGCCUCCUCUGCGGUGGUCCAAUCCAGUGCUCCUCAUAGAGGUGCAUUAUGGACCUGAUGCACGUGCAUUCAAGGUUUUUUUGGGGGGCGGUUUUCAGGAAAGUAUUGUAUUUACAGCUUUCCUAUGGACCUCUAGGGUCUGUAAUCAUUACAUACACUAGAGCAGGGUUACCCAAAAGGUAGAUCCACAGAUGUUUUAAAACUACAGCUCCCCUGAUGCUUUGUCAUUCUAAAGGCAUGCAAAGUAUCAAGGGAGCUGUAGUUCUACAACAUCUGAGCAUCUACUUUUUGGGCACCCCUGCACUAAAUUAACACUGCUUCUAAAGGCUUCUAAAAAAUUGCAGUGUUUUACAUUGCAGGAUUAAAAGGACAGUGCAAUUACACUGCAUUGAGAUUACAUGAUCUGGAUGACUAUAUUGUCUCUUUAAUAAAAAUAUUUCCAACUGACAAAUCAUUCAGCUUUGGUACUUUGGCCAAAAAUGCGUAAUUGCUUUCACUUUUUUGCUGUAAUUCCUGGUUUGGUGAGUAAUCCAUUAUGACUUCUGGUUUUGUGGCAUAAUCAUUACAAUAACAUUGUCUUAUAUGGUUGAUCUGCUAGAAUUUGACUUUUCAUAUGUUGAAAUGGGAAUGCCUUAAAAGUGAUUAGCAUUUGUCUGAAUUAGCAGUUUUCAAACUAAAUGUGUUUUUUUUUUUUUUUUGGUAAAUAUAGUUUUUAUUGAAAGAGAAACAUUUAUUAUGAAGACAACACUACAUGUUAGUUUGAGAUAUGCAGGUCCAACACAAUUCAAACUCAGUAAUACAACCAUUAAGGAACAAACUAUUUGGAUGGAAACGAUAUCGGAACAUCGUUGGUUAGGUUAUCUGAUGCUAUUGCACCUCAUUUAGAACUCAAUAUCGAAGAUCACUCCAUCUUCUUGAAUCAUCUUGUUUAUUGUGUUCUUUUAACAUUUUUUUGCUGUUUUCCAUAACCAUUGUUUCUUCAGUCACUCACAAACAUAUUGGUUCUGACAGCAGCAUUAAACCCCAACCAUUUGUUCAUAUAACAAUUUGAAGACUCUGAGAUUUACAACUGUCAGUGCUACAGAGGAUGUCGGCUUUUUACUCCGUACAUGUAUAACAUGUACGGAAAACUUUUGGAAUUUACGAUCAUUCCAGAAAGGCUGUAUAGGGGCUGCCCAAAAGGUAGAUUCCCAGAUGUUUUAAAAUGGCAACUUCCAUCGUGCUUCAUCGUUCUAAAGGCAUGCAAAGUCUAAAGGGAGCUGUAGUUCUACAACAUCCUGGGGAUAUACCCUUUGGGCACCCCUGGGCUAGAUUAUUAAAAGCGUAUGCUGUAAAAUUACCUGAUUUUAAAAGGUGUUAAAACCACCAGCAUAAAAGUACCUAGCUCUAUAGAAAUUGUACAGGUAUGACUUAAGGAAUAAGUUGGAAAACGUUAGUGAGUUAUAUGCUGCUCUGCCCAUUUGCUGUGAUCUGCAAACUAUUGGUGCUGAUAUGUUAUGCUUGAGGUGCUGACUUGUCUUCGGUAGUUUGUACUACUUGUCUUGCUCCCCAGGCCCCUUACAGUUGUGGCAUUGCAUGUGCUCCUUCCCUCCCCCUCCACAAUUGCAUUUCAUGUUUUUACUUUUUGUCUGUGUACCUCUGUCCUCCAAAGAUGUUCACCGCAGCUGUGGCUCGAGGUGGGAUGCCAGUAAGACCCAGGUUCCCGCCCACCACGACUCCAUCUGUCACGUCUCCAGGUUCCACUCCUUUGGGAGGACAGCAGAUCCCACAGGUAUUGACUGACUUACGGGUGCCAGAGUUGUGACAUGGUCUGUUAGUAAGCUACCAUCCUGCAGGUUCUAACCGAGCACAAAUGCUUCUGUGGGGCAACCAUAACCUGCUUCUCUGACCCUGUCAAGAAUGUCAUGUCUGUCUGGAUAAAAGAAACACUUCAUUUUUAAGGGUUGUUCUCAAUAGUUAAUAAAGUGUGGUGUUUGCUUUGUCUUACAAACUUAAACUAAGCUUUAGUGCUAUUUAAGUACUGAAUGUGGAAGUCAUAUUGUUAUUUUCAAAGGGAUUCUACACAGAAUUCUAAAAUGUUAAACACAAACUUUAAUAUUUGUGUACACAUUUGUAAGAUAACAUUAACACCAUAAUAUUGUAGUUAAGAACAUAUUUCUAUGUAACUUUUACACAAAGUGUUCUUACUGAAGUGUUUUAUAGGUGGUUGAAGUGGAGGUAAAUAUAAAAUGUGAUUGUCUCUUGUGGUCUUCAGUAUAAUAUUGUAAAGCGCUGCGGAAUUAGUUGGCGCUAUCUGAAUGCCAAUAAUAAUAAUUGGUGCUGCCAUUUUAUAAUGAUAUAUUCGAUGCCAAUGACUCUCUGCAUAUGUGCAGACUUGGGUUGUAUGCAGUGAAAUAGGAGAUAUUGGGAAUUUUGAAAUGGAUGCCAGGCUGCACCAGAAGGACCUUGCAUUUUAUACAAAUCCAAUUUUAUGCUAUUAAUUAUUAUAACUGUACUAACUUUUACUCUACUCUUGACAGAGUUCUCUCAUGGAAAUGACAUUUCAUUUUUAAGGUGCAUAUGUAGAGGGAAUGGCCUGAUGUUAUGUUCCUGUCUUAUGAAUAUUUGUUUUCUAGAGGGAUUUGCUUUACCUUGGAAAACAAUUAAGACUGUGUUUGAUUUAUAUAUAGCAUUUACAGUAAGUCAUUAAUAUAUAUGUGAUGGUCAUGGAAUUACCCCUUCUUGUGCCAUGAUGCCUGCAGUCUGGCGGCUGUUAUUAUUCUUGCCUGAACAUUGUCGGUGCUCCAUGGUUUUAACCCCAGUAUUCUCAUAGGUGUUUUUUUUUCAGAUGAGAAUACUUGAUUUCAGAUCGAGUUUUUUCCUCUGAUUUCUUAAUGCAAGAUCCAAAUCAACACUAAAAGGGAAGGCUUCAGUGGCAAAUGCAUAAGCAAUGAUUCCCAUUUCCUUUACAUAUAUAGCUGAACUUGGCACAGUGAGGUACCUUUUAUAUAAUGUUUUUUAUUAAAAGGAUACUCUAACCACCAAACCAACUUUCGUUUGAUGAAGCAGUUUUGCUGUAUAGAUCAUUGUACUGCAGUAUCACUGCUUAAUUCUCUGUCAUUUAGAAGGUAUAUCAUCACUUUAUCCCUUUAUCAUCACCUCGCCUGGCUCACACAGCCUACAUGAAAAUCAUGGUUUACGUUUCAAUCGGAUAUGACAGCACAAUGUGUUUACUUUAGAAGUUAUCUCCUGCUCACAAGCAGCAAGCUCUUGCACGUUAAUAACAGAGCAGGAGAUGAGCACUUGUAAAUUUAAAAGACUUUUAAAUAUUAGAUCUCAUAUUACAGUGAGACUCUGUGGGUCACAUGUAGGGAAGGCAUGGCUAUGGCUGCUUAAACAAAGUUAAUUAACUCAUAAAUGUCAGGGAAUGGAGCAGAGUCAUGUUCUACACACCAAAACCACUCCAUUAAGAUACAGUUGAUUUGGUAAUAAUACUCUUUUUUAAAAAGAUAACUGACCCUUCAAAGCAGACCUGACAGGUGCAGCAGAAAUAUAAUAUUUUCAUCUAGCAAAACCAUAGUUAAUUUUAUCUGUAAUAACCAGCUGACUUUUUCUGUGUUAAGAUGGUCAUCUGGGACUGGCAUUACUGCUUUCCACUCACAGUCAUAGUUUUUGAUUUCAAUAAGAAAAAUUGUAGCUGUGAGCAUGUGACAUCAGCAGCCAGUCAGAGCCUUAGAUUCUAACAUGUGACCUGAUUUACAAACAGAAUUCCUCAGUGCAGAGAAUAUGGAGCCGUUGUUUGAGCUGCGUCGUGAUAUACACAUACAAAAGGCUGUGCUAGCUGCAACCUUUAUUUCAAUUUAUUUUAACUCUUAUUAGUGAGGAGACUGCAUGUUUCUGACCUGGCUAAAGUAACAAGAUGUGUAGUACAAACAAAUAGUAGAAGUUAUUAGCAAAACAUAAUCCCUAUUGCAACCUGCAUGAAGGGAAAAUCUACAUUUGUAUUUAUCUUAAACAAGAAACAAACGGGCAAUAUAGGUGUAAGGCUUUAUCAGACCAUUCUCAUUUAACAUCUCCUGUCAUUCCAAUUACAUUUAUGCUCUUUGCCAGAUCAUUUUCAAAUGCUUUAGGAUAGCAUCUCCCCUCAUGUCAUCUUUUGGAACAUUUAAUGCCCCUGGAAUUUGUCGUCUUAUCCACCUGUUCAUCAGUAGCUGUUUAUGAAUGUGUGAUCUGGUUAUGUUAAAGCUCCGUGUUGAUGUUUGAGAUCCCAUGUACAGGUGGUUUACAGCAGAUAUAUCAAUUGACAGAAAUAGUAUGUUGUGCAGUAGUAGGAGGAAACUGAAUCAUGUACCCAAGCUCUAUGUCUAACUGUUUUUCCGCUUUAUCAAUCAGUUUCCCUCAACCCCCUGCUUGGACUUUCUAUUCACUUGCAAAGUAUCUGUUUAUUUCAGGUUGCUCAGAGCAGCAUAUCCUUAAUGUCUUCACCAUCUCCGGUACAGCAAGUGCAAACUCCACAAUCAAUGCCACCACCCCCCCAGCCAUCCCCACAGCCUUCACAACCCAUGUCACAACCAAACUCCAAUGUCAGGUAAGCAGUGCCUUUUCUUAAUGGAAAAGGAUAGUAAAAGGAAAACUUUGAAUUGAGGUCCCCAUUGUUGAUAGCACUGUUGCUUGUAGGGUAACCAUCUUUUACACGGGCUUAUUAGUAUUUAAUGUUUAAAUACACAUGUAAUUUGAAAUGUCACAAUGUGUGAAUAAACAAUAGAAGAAAAGACUAGGCAUAGGUCUAAAGUGCAGGCAGUUUAUUGCAGGAAGGCCAGCAUCGUUUCGACUCAUGAUAGAUCCUUUAUCAAGCUUUAUAUGUCUGGAGCCGAAACAUUGCGUCUUUCAUCCAAUAAUUUGGCCUGUGCUUUAGACCUGUGCCCAGUCUUUUGUUCUAUUGUUUGCUACUAUUGUUGAAUUUGGUAACCUCUGGACUGGAGACACGGUUGCUGUCUCUAAAUGUAUGCCUGCCUGACAUUAUUUUCAGAUUGGUGCUUUCUACAGACUUUCACCCAUCAGCAUACCUGGAGUGUUGCCCGCUGUCUUUUGGUGUUCGCAGUAUUUAAAGGGAUACAGUAGGCAUCAAAACAGCUUUAACUUAAUAAAGUAGUUUUGGUGUAUAGAUCAUGUCCUGGCAGUCUCACUGUUCAAGUCUCUGCAUUUAGGAGUUACAUCACUUGUUUCUGUUUAUGCUGUGCCAGCCACACUUUGCCUGGCUGAAAUAAAAUGGUUUAAUUUUCAAUCAGAUGUAGCUUGCUUUAGAAGUUACCAGCUCCUGCUCUACAAAUUGAACUUAUAUCACAAACAAGAUGCUUCUACAGGUUCUAGAAGGCUAUCUACAUAGCAGGAUAUAUGAAAUUCUAUAUUACACAGAUUGUGCAAUAAUGGCAUCUAAAUUACAUAGAGUCCUUUUGAAAGGUGUUUAGGGAGGCUUUGCAAAUCACAUGCAUGGAGGUGUGACUAGGAUUGUAUAAACAAAGUGAUUUAACUCCUAAAUCGCAGAUAAUUGAGCAGUUAGAUUGCAGAAACCUGAUCUUUACACCAAAACCGCUCCAUUAAGAUAAAGCUUUUUUUGGUGCCUAUAGCAUCCCUUUAAGCCUUAAGAGUGAGGAAGAUGGGUCUAUUCCUUACUGUACUUUUAUUUUUCUGCUUUCCCCCUAAAAUCAACCUUCUGGGUUUAUGUGCUAUCUUCUGCAGCUCCGGUCCAGCACCUUCGCCAAGCAGCUUUAUGCCUAGUCCAUCCCCUCAGCCAUCCCAAAGCCCAGCAUCGGCUCGCACACCUCAGGCUUUCAGUGUCUCCUCACCAGGACCUCUAAAUACCCCAGGUAAGAGGUAUAGCCUUGCUCCAGUAAAAGCUGUAGAAUAUUGGGUGCUGCUCUGUGUUUCUGUACUCUAGAUACCCUAAUCUCUCUCUCUCUCCUUCAAUGGCACAGGAAAUCCAAAUUCUGUGAUGAGUCCUGCAAGCUCCAGCCAGUCAGAGGAACAGCAAUACUUGGAAAAGCUAAAGCAGCUUUCAAAGUAUAUAGAGCCAUUGAGACGGAUGAUUAACAAGAUUGAUAAGAAUGAAGGUGAGUUUCAGGUCACUUUGGGCCACACUUAUGAGAGUUCUGAGCCUACCCUGGGCUGCCUCUUUAAUGUCUUAUAAUUGAAAAGUUAGAUUUAAUAGACCACAAGGGGAAGCUGGCCAAAAAUGGCCUUUGGUCAGACAACUUGCAGUGCUAUUUUGAUUGUUUCUUGUGUCUCAGUGCUUGUUGUUGUGCUAGGAAUUAUAACCACUUUAAACUAUAUAUAUAUGAGCGAGAAAUUGAAAUUCCAGCACUCCAACUAUAUAUAUAUUAAUAUUGCCUGGUGCCCAGUCAAAAUGCAAUAUACAAAAAUGAAAAUAAUACCGGCACUCUAGGUCUCCCAAAGAUUGUUGGUUUAUUGUAAAUCAAUCCAGAGGGUCAACGUUUCAGCUUCCUGAUGAAAGCUCCAAACGGGAGCUGAAACGUUGACCCUCUGGAUUGAUUUACAAUAAACCAACGAUCUUUGGGAGACCUAGAGUGCCGGUAUUAUUUUCAUUUUUUUAUAUAUAUAUAUAUAUAUAUAUAUAUAUAUAUAUACAUAUAUAUACACACACACAAAUGGAUGGACUUUUUGUUAAUACUACUAGAUUGUAAGAAACCAUGUUCCUUCAUUUGUAUUCAUGCAUGCCCUGUCUUGUAGUUAACUAUAUCUGGAAUCCUAUUAUCAUAGAAACACUGUGUUUUCUAUUGUUUAAAAUGUUGUUGACUUAUUUUUUUUAAUUCUUUAUUUAUAUUGUGCAAGUUAUAACAACAAAGCUUUGUAGGCCACGACAGCACUUCCAAGCAGAGAAAUAGGUUUAAGAAGCAUAGUCAUGGCAUUCGAUUAGACAGCACAUUUUUGUAUUGUAAAAUGCAAGAAAAGGUCUAUUCUGGUAGAAAAGGUGUAGACUGUAGUGUGCUCUGACAGACAUUUUGAGUAGAACACAAGUUUUAGAGGAGGAAUUGGAAGUAGAGAAAACGAGUAGGCUCCCCAGACUGACUAUUCAUGUAACAAUAAGUUUGUUUACGCUAGGCACGGUUAUAAACAUAAUCUACAGAGUUUAGAUAUUAGCACAACAUUAGCUAAUAAUUGUAGAUAUUUUGUUAAGUGGAAGCAAGAUUAUGAGUGUCUCAAUAUGCAUAUGCCUAUCAUGGCAAAAAAGGGUUAAAACAAAAAUAGAUGACAACAUAACAUAUAACAUAGUCAGCCAGGUAAGCCAAGGUGUCUGGUAUAGUCCACUGGUGCCCUGCAAGGUGGGUCAUCUGGUCUGGCAGCCUGAUAUUGAUGGGGUAUCCACGCAGGCAGAUCCGCUGUGGGAUUAGAAGCCCCCUCCGUGCUGUGUGCUCUGGGUACCCUGCCGCUGCUGGUUCCUCGUGGCCAUCAGUGGGGAUCCUGUACAAGCUAAUCUUAAGGCCCUGGAGGGCAAUCGCGGCAGCCAAGCUUCAUUCGUGAGUAGGUAGACAGGGACUUCCAAGAUGGGACUUCACUUGUGUUCAGGCUUGUGAUUCGUAGGUAGGAGUUAUGCUCAGCAAGCUGUUUCCGCAUGCGGGCAGGCAAAGCUAUGUUGCGUGGUAUUGGUCGCAUUGCCGCCAUUUUGGUGCCCAGGCGCGUGAUACACAGUGCCAGGUAGGCUGGAUGGUGGGCCAGUGGAAGGUGGUAUUUUCCUCCAGUGGGGACCGGGAUAACCCCCCGGUCCAUGGGGGGGAAGCGGGACCCGCGAGGCGCAUCGCACGGCCGUUGCAUGGCAGCCAGGUUUGCAAACAGGACGGCGGCCAUCCGCCCCGCUCUUCACCCUCAUAGGCCACAGACCCCGAAGCCUCAUAUCGCCCACAGGGGCUCCGAAACUCCCGAUCUCGGGGACCGCGGUGGCUCCAGCAACUGCCCGGAUACCUGAGAACUUUUGGGCACUAGUAUUGCUGUGUUGCUUGGAUCUUGUGCCAAAGGGGACCCAAUUUUGUCAGGAGCCUCUCCAACCCACGACCGGUCAGCAUGGCGGUCGGGCCCCGCCCCCCGUUGUUGACUUAUUUUACUCCAUAUAACUAGGUAGUUCAUCCUGGUAUUUGUAUAGUCUAAAAUACCUAAUAAACUUCAAAUUUGGGUAAAGCAAAUCUAUAUAAAUACAAUAUUUAAAUUUUGAAACCCUAUUCUAUAGUCUUCAUGUGUUUUAGGGCUCAAUGCACUAUGUUUGUCCUUUGGAUUUUAGAAAGAAAGAAAGAUCUUAGCAAGAUGAAGAGUCUUCUGGAUAUUCUCACAGAUCCUUCCAAGCGGUAUGAAUCUGUCCUGUGGGUUUACUUUCAAUAUAUGUUGCGGACUGUCCUCUAACUCACAUUCUGUUCUUCUCACAGGUGUCCUUUAAAGACCUUGCAAAAGUGUGAGAUUGCUCUGGAGAAGCUGAAGAAUGACAUGGCUGUGGUGAGACGCCUUCACAUUUAAUUUUCUUGGAGACCCUGGGAGCUUUUCAUGUUGUAUGAGAACAUAUAAGUACAUGCAGAGUGGGAAAAGACUUUGAAGAUCUGGGAAGCUUUUGCAAAAACAUUUCUGCUAAAAAAGUCUUAGACAAAGCAUGGGCAGACAUGUCAAAACUGUUUUCCUAGAUUUUUUUUUUCUUGUCUACCUAUUUUACAGCAAUGUAUAAUAUGUUGGCAAUACAUAAAUAAUUAUAAAGCAUCUGGAUCUGCUUGAAUUGAUAUAAUUUAUGUAAAAGCAGAAAAUAAUGUCUCAUGCUCCCUUGCAAAGUGCACCUUGUAUGGGUUUUGAAGAGCACCUUUUUUGUAAUAUGUAGUGGAAUUAUAGUGUGCUCAGUCCUAUGAAUGGAGCUUGCCUGUGCAAAGCUGUAAAACCAGUGGAGGGAAUAGUGUAUGUAGAUGUAUCAGUCAUGUAAUUUUUUAAAUAACAGAGUUCUUCAUUAAAAUAUAAAUGGUCUGGAGUUUAAGUGCAUUUAAAAUUUUGGUUCAAAAUAACCUAACUCGGAAAAUCAUAGCCACUUAAUAUUUUCAAUUUGACUGUUCUGGCCUGUAAUUUAGAAUGAUAGGAAAUGUGGGUUUAAAAUGCCAAUUUCACACAAGUUGGAUGCUAAUUUGGCUGGUAACUAUAAGUUUGUAUUAUUUGUGUGCACACUUUUUUAGCCAACACCACCGCCACCCACAGUUCCUUCGACUAAGCAACAAUAUCUCUGCCAGCCACUCUUGGACGCUGUCCUGGCUAAUAUUCGAUCACCAGUAUUCAACCAUUCCCUGUAUCGAACCUUUAUGCCAGCAAUGACUGCUAUUCAUGGACAGCCAAUAACGUGAGUCCUUGCCACAGUUACUCUUUUCAUUAAACAUGCUGUCUUUGCUUUUGGUGUUAAGCCAUGGUUGAACAGUGUAACGCAGAAGUUCUGUCCCAGAUGUAAAUCAUGCCACGUUCUCACUCUUUUCUUGACCACUAGAACACUAUAAGGUAAGACAGUAUCUGGAUACUCCUGGCCACAUAAUAAUUUCAUCGAGCUGAAGUUGUGUGGCUGGAGUGUUCCUUUAAAUAUGAACAUUUAACUAUCUUGUUACUACAGUAGAUAACAGUUUGGAAUUGUUGCACACACAUUUGUUAGCUUACUUUGUCUUAGUUGUCAUCUGUUUGUAGACUUUCAGAGUAAGAGGCCAAUGAGCACAAACAGAUGCAUACAUACAUAGAAAGACUGUUGCACCAAGACACAGGGUUUGAAUUCAUAAAAAUUCUCUGUUUACAUAUUUGUGAAGUCACUUAUAUUGCAAUUUCAGGAACAAACCCUAUCAGGCUUAUUGACUAAAGUGAGAAUUCAAAGUGAAUUUCCAUUUUAAGGCCAAAAUAGCUUAACUGAAAUCAUAGUUAAUGUUUUCGGGUCAGCUAUUUUUUUUUUAACCUUUAAUUCACUUUUAAUUCUCACUUUAGUGUUUGCUCUGACAAGAUCCACUGAAAGCUUGCAGAGCUACUCAGCUCAGUGGAAACUAUCAAGAAUGUCUGAUUCAGGGAAUGCCCAUAGCCUAAUUUGCUUUUGUAAAGACUUGAUUGCAAUCAGUUUGUCUUUGAGUGAUUUUGGUUAGUUUUUUGUGUGCCUAGUACCGUAUUUUUCGCUCCAUAAGACACACCUCACCAUAAGACGCACCUAGUUUUUAGAGGAGGAAACCCAGAAAAAAAAAUAUUCUGAACAAACUGUUCCAUAGUGUUUCUUACUAUGGGACAGUUUGUUCAGAAUAUUUUUUUUUCUCCCCUGUCCCAUAAUGAUCUUUAACCCCCCUUUCCUCUGUCCCAUAGUGAUUGUUAACCCCUCCUCCCCUGUCCCAUAGUGUUCUUUAACCCCUCCUCCCCUGUCCCAUAGUGUCCCAUAGUGUUCUUUAACCCCUCCUCCCCUUGUCCAUUAGUGUUCUGAUCCCAUAGUGUCCCCCCCUCCCAUUGUCCCAUAGUGCACUUUCCCUCCCAUAGUGUCCCCCCCUGCCCUUGUCCCAUAGUGUCUCCCCCUCCCCUUGUCCCAUAGUGUCCCCCCUCCCCUUGUCCCAUAGUGUCCCCCCCUCCCCUUGUCCCAUAGUGUCUCCCCUCCCUUUCUCCCAUAGUGUCCCCCUCCCCUUGUCCCAUAGUGUCUCCCCCCCUCCCCUUGUCCCAUAGUGUCUCCCCCUCCCCUUGUCCCAUAGUCUCCUCCCCUCCCUUUCUCCCAUAGUGUCCCUCCCCUUGUCCCAUAGUGUCUCCCCCUCCCCUUGUCCCAUAAUUACUUACCUGUCUUGGAGCGUGGGCCGGCUUCACAGCGCGCUCCGCGGUCCAGGAACUUCUAUUUCAGGUUCCGGUUUCCGGCGGGACUGAAAGGAAGUGUGCACACUUCCUUUCAGUCCCGCCGGAAACCGGAACCUGAAAUAGAAGUUCCUGGACCGCGGGGCGCGCUGUGAAGCCGGCCCACGCUCCAAGACAGGUAAGUAAAGCUUUACAUUCGCUCCAUAAGACGCACAGACAUUUUCCCUCACUUUUGAGGGGAAAAAAAGUGCGUCUUAUGGAGCGAAAAAUACGGUACAAAACCUAGUUGGGAAAGGGGGUUUAACUAGUAUGAGUGGAAUUAUCCAGAUGUUUGCUGCAUUAAUGUAGAAAUCUGAUUGUUCAAAGUAAUAAAACAUUCACACCAGGAUUCCAAAGGUCUGAGUAGGCAAUUUAGUAUUUAACCUUUAAUUGUUCUUAGUGUAGUUUAGAUGUGGCAUACCUUUACUUUGUGCUUUAAAUUAUGCAGGUUUGUCCUUACAUGUUAUACAUACUAGUUAAUUUACCUCUGCAGUGCAGCAAUGGAUCAGCAAGCUUUAUUUCAAUAUAUUCAUCUUUUCUUUACAAUGUAUUUUGGGGUUAAGGCCCACAGUAUAUAUGCAGUGUGACAUUUUUAAAAUGACCACAAAAUUAAACUUCUAACAUAAUAUGGUUCUCGCUGUUUCGUAGAGCCCAAACUGUUACACCUCGGAAGAGGAAGUUUGAUGAAGAUGAAAGACAAAGUAUACCAAACGUACUUCAAGGGGAGGUUGCCAAACUGCACUCUAAGUUUUUGGUGAAUCUUGACCCUUCCCACUGUAGUAACAAUGGAACUGUACAUCUUAUAUGCAAGUUGGGUGAGUCACCGAUAUUUCCCACUGUCUCCUCUUGGUGCUAUGUACAUCUUCAAUGGACAGUCCACACACAGAUUGUCCAGGAUCAUAUUUGAAUUAUCCAAAGAAAGUCAUCCUCUGCUGCACUUCAGUGCUACUCGUAUCUCAAUAAUUGAAAAGAAAAAAUGAUAAGGCACCUAGUGGAAAGAUGGCACACAGAAGUUAUGUGGAACUUCCCUAAGAAACCUAAUGUAUCAUGGAGCGAUGACAUUGCCAACACAAUGAAAUGCAGCAGAAAUAUUUUAAAGUCUGCUGCACCUCUUACCCCUGUGAAUAUUUCAAUGUUUACUAGCGUGAAGGAUUUAGGAACGAUCAUUUUUAGAGAAUUUCCAGCCCAGUGUAGUUUAGCCUCUGUACUUUUGAUAAAAUAAAGUGUCCCAUGCCAGUUUUAAAUAUAUUUAUUUCAUAUUCUCUAGAUGAUAAAAACCUACCAAGUGUCCCACCAUUGCAGCUUAGCGUCCCGGCUGAUUAUCCAGAACAGAGUCCUCUGUGGAUGGACAACCCACGACAAUAUGGUAACUAAUGACUAUUAUAAGUUUUCAUAAUCAUUAACAACUGUAAUGAAGUCCUUAAGUAUGACACGAAUAGUCCAACGUACAAUAUAGAUGUAACUAAAUGUUUCCAAACUGGGAAAUAUGCCAUUCAAUGUUUAUCAUGAAAAAAGAGACUUUUAGAGGUCAUGGACAGAUUUGUUACUUAACAGCAUUAUAUCUAAAAGCAUGGAAGCAUAGCCAGGCCUGCACGUUAAUUUAAUAGUUGUAUGCUUUUUUUUUUUUUCUAGAAGCGAAUCCAUUCCUGCAGUCUGUUUAUCGUUACAUGACCUCCAAACUCCUCCAGCUCCCUGACAAGCACUCUCUCACAGCACUAUUAAACACCUGGGCCCAGAGCAUACGCCAGGCAUGCCUGUCUGCUGCAUAGAGAUUGAAUAACUUUCAUCACAAAAAAAAAAAGAAAAAAAUGAAUCCAGUGUGGAAUGGAGUCUUCAAAUGCCUUAUAUUUUUUUUGGGGUCCAAUAUAUUUAGAAGCACGUGAGGACUGCCCUAACCACGAAGAACUAUGUUUAUCAGCUGUCACUUUUAAAACCUGGCCUGCGCUUAUCCAUGAAUACAUUUGUACUCCAUUCAGAUAGCACUAAUGUUCUAGGAUGGUUCCUGUGAUGGAAUCGAGGCAAGACUGACUGAAAAUGUGACGCCUUAUUCCAUUUCUCCUCGUUAGCAUGGCUGAGAGAAUAUUUAAAUAGUACUCAAGGGUGAAUUCUGCUUUCUCUUACGGUGGUGAUUGCUAAAUCCUGGUGCACAUAGCAUCAGUAUCGCAUGUAUUCAAAAUGUAACACUUAUUGUAUCAGGCAACAUUUGCAUAGGAGUGAAUUUUAAUUGCCAAUUGGUUUAUUAAAAUACAUGGAAAAUUGUCUCCAGGGAAUGCUAUACUUAUUGGAAUAACUAUUACUGCUGCUGCACUUUCCAAAUGAAAGAUAUCCUGGUUUAUUGCCCUAGAGAACAGCUGUGCGUUCCCUGUAAACAGUGUUCUUAUGAAGACAUUCAGCUAAACGAUUUGUUGCUUCCAUUCCCUCAAAACCAAAGGUUUUAUUUACUAAACAAGGAAUUGAAAACGGAUUUUAAAAAUGCAGGCCACUUUAUCAGAAUUUCUACAACCAAUUUGGCCUGCAUUUUGCCCAGAAUGGCCUCCAGUUAACCACAAUUUAUAGCUGAGCAGAUAAAUAUCUCUUCCUGUGCCCUCCAACUCCCCAAUGAUACUAGAGCUCCCUUUAUGAUAAUGAUUUAAUGUAACACCCACUGAAUGCGGUUUCCUUGAAUAGCUUUUGCUUUCCUCUAUCGAUCAGCAGUGUUGCUCCCCAGAGUUAGACUGAGAGCUGGUAAAAUAGGUUUUUCGAUGCUGGAUGUCGGGAGGUUCACCCUAAGGACAUAAUAAUAGAGUGAGUGAAGGCUUCCAAAUCCAGCUCAAAUGUUACACAACAUGCACAAAAUGGUAUUAAUCUCUGUGUACAAAACACAUGUAACCUGCAUACUGAACCAAAUACUCUGCUAGUAAGACCUUUGGUAAAAAGACAGCAUUAUUGCUUUAUAGGAAGCAGGCAUGUGUACAAAACCUGUUAACUAAGGGCAUAAUGAUAGGAUUUUUGCCACGAUAAAAAAAAGCAAUCUAUUGUAAAUUUUUAUUAAUUCCUGUGUGUUUCAGAGUACUCAAUGGAAUAUAUCUCCCAUAAAUAGUGUGUCCUGAACAUUAUGGCAUGACUAUAACUGUUUGAAUUGCCACGUGGCAGUCGGUUUAUUUUUGCCUAUAUAUACUUAAAGGGACACUAUAGUCACCAAAACAACUUUAGCUUAAUGAAGUAGUUUUGGUGUAUAGAUUAUGCUCCUGCAGUCUCGGUGCUCUAUUUUCUGCCAUUUAGGAGUGAAAUUACUUUGUCUGUGCACCAUAGUGACAUCUCCCUGCAUGUGACUUGCACAGCCUUCCUAAAUACUUUCUGUGAAGAGUCAUCUAAUGUUUAAACUUCAUUGCAAAUUCCGUUUAAUUUAUAAUUUCGUUUCUCCUGGUCUGUUAAUAGCCUUUUAAACCUUGCAGGAGCCUCCUGUAUGUAAUUAAAGUUUAAUUUACAGAGCUGGAGAUUAAAACUUCUAAAGUAAGUUAACAUCUGAUUGAAAGUGAAACCAUUUUGUUUUCAUACAGACUGUCAAUCACAGCCAGGGGAGGUGUGGAUAAACCUGCAAAAGCAGAAACAAAAGUGAUUUAAUUCCUAAAUGGCAGUGGAUUGAGCAUUAAGACAUCAGAGGCAUAAGUUAUACAUCAAAAACUACUUAAUUAAGCUAAAGUUGUUUUGAUUACUAUAAUGUCCCUUUAAACCAAAACUUUCAUACUUGAUAACACGGCCAGAUUCAGUGCCUGAAUUGGGACACCACUGAGAUGUGUAUUUACGUGCACCCCUCUUCCAUUGAUGGCAGGCUCUUUCUAUGAACCAGUGAUAAGGGAGCAAAUGAGAUGGUGGUGGUGUUGGAAACAAUGCUCACAAUGACGGAGUAGAAAAGGAAAUUGAUAUGCUGAUUUUAUAUAUUGCACUGACUUUAAUAUGGGGUUAAUAUGUUGGUAAAGUUUUUACUUUAAUACAUUUUCUAUAACUUUGGAGCUGUGCUUAUCACCUUUUUUUUAUGCAAAUGGACUUUUGAUACAUUUAAAAGAGGGGGAUGAUGGCGUAUUUUUUUGUUAAAAACUAGCCUCCUGCAAUUCACACAGGGUGUGUUCAUAUUGAAGCCUUAACCCCUGUGUUGUAGUUUAGUAUAUAUAGAAUGUCAGGCUAUGUUUUAACAUACAGUAUGGCUGGGUUAUACAACAUGGGACAAUGUGUAGUUUUUUUUAAUUUAAAAUCUGCAAUAGAGUAUACAUAUACAACUGUGAAAUGUAAUUUACAUAGCCGUUCUAUCAAGUGCAGGAAUUCUUAAAACUUUUUUGCAAUUUGCUGAGGUUGAUGGCUAAAGAUAUGAGAGAUCUGUUAAAGUACAAAACAAAGAACCCUGAAAAUCUUUGGAGGAAUAUUGUAAUUUUUUGUGUCCAUAAGCUUGAGAAAAAGCUUAUUUCAGGAGUGGAAUAUUGUUAUAUGGUUACUUUAAAACAACGAGCCCCUCCCUCCAAGUAUGAUCUGAACCCACUGUACAGCGCAGUGGAAUUUGUUGGUGCUUUAUAAACAAUAAUAAAUUGCACAGAGUAAAAUGUAUAAUGUGUGGCUCCAUGACACUUUUUCAAAUUGCUUUCUGGACCACAUGAGCUGACUUCAAAGAAUAAAAAACAUCCCAUAACGUUGAACCUUUUUCGUAUGACAGGGUCUUACCUUUCAUGGAUCCUUAGUAGUGAUUUAGCCUGGUGUUGGGUCUCUAUGUUCCAAUCAUUGGCCUGAAUAACAUUUUUCAAAAAGGCUUUGAUGUUCAGGAGCUACAAGAGGACAUUGGCAUGAUUACAAACAAUAUAAUCUGUUACUGCUUAAAAUGUGCCCUCUCCACGCUCACCUCUUGUGUCACCUGGUAGUUCGUUUUUCACAGAUCGUGAAUGAUUUUCUUGCACUCUGCCAAUGUGGUUGCUGUAGGUGGGUGUGAUGAAGAAUGGUGGUCUAAAGGUGGGAUCAGAUAAGUAACAGGGAUAUAAGCAGACAUUUUCUUCUGACUCUGAAGAUGACUGUGUGUGUUGUGUCCUGUAGACACUCUUGCAUUUCCCUUCCUAACAAAAAAAAAAAGAUUUAAUGGGGAAACAACAAAGCAUAACAAUGUUAUUGUGCUUCUGUACCUUCAUUGAUCAGAUAGCCUUGGUAAACCCCAACCUAACUGCCCAGUAAACACUCCCACCACAAAUUAAUUUGUUAAGUGUGACCUUUUUUCAUUUUACAAAGUGCAGAUUUCAGUAGACAUUGGUGCAUUUAUAAGUUAAAGGAACACUAUAGUCACUUAAAUUACUUUUAGCUAAAUAAAGC
Molecule: messenger RNA, 33071 nt
Organism: Pelobates cultripes (western spadefoot toad)
Lineage: Eukaryota; Metazoa; Chordata; Amphibia; Anura; Pelobatidae
Source: the annotation of a GenBank genome assembly